CAUAGACUAUGAGCCAUAGACAUACAUUGGAAAAAUAUGUUCUGUCAUAGAUUUUAUAUGAUUUUAUACGUUACAAUUUGAGUUUUGAGUUUUUAGUGUCACCCUGUUACCUGAUAGGAUGCAACCAUGCCACCUGCAACAAAAAGAGAUGUUGCAGUAAUAGUGUUUGAUAUUGAUAGGUCUAACAAGGAAUUUUAUGAGAAAUCUUUGAAUUUUUUGUUUGAUAUAAGCAGCAGAGAAUGGUUUUUCUCACCCAAGAACUCAGUGCAGUUGUUGCUAUUAAAUUCAAAUGAAAGCAAGAAUUGUCUUCAGAAACCCAAUAUUCUUGAAGUUUUUAAACAUUUUAUCCAGUUUAGUCCUACUAUCAUUAAGGAAGAUAUUGAAAAGGCUAAAUAUGUAGCAAAUAAAGCCACGUGGAUUGAUGCCAUAACUGUUGGUUUAAAAAUAUUAAGUAAUGAAAUUGACACACAGGCUGGAAUAGUUUCAGCUCAGCUUGUAUUAAUAUCAAAAAACUAUUCAAACAUCUCAAGUGCUCAUACUAAAGAUAUAAAAGCAGCUAUUAAGACACAGAAUAAAUGUAAUAUAAAGACAAUAAUAGUUGGGCUCUCUGUAUCGGUGGGGUUUAUAAGAGACAUGCAUGAACUAAAUGUUUGGGCUAAGAAUCCAAUCAUUUUGGAUGAAAUAAAUGAAGAAAGCAAACAUGCUUUAGAAACGAUGUGCAAAGAUUCAGAAACACUGAUUUGUGAUUUAAAGUUGGGAAGGGAUCUUUUUGUUGCCUUUCGAACAAAAACCAAAAUGUAUCCAUGGAAUGCAUUGCUGUCCAUAGGAACUAGUCUAGAAAUACCUACUUCCAUGUAUCACUUGUUGAAAGGGGAAGGAGCUGUUUCUGUACAACCUCCAAGAAAUUUGAAUCCUAAUUAUUUCACGUGGGUAUAUGCAGAAGAUGAAACUAGAAAAGUAGCACAUGAUAAUGUGGUACAUGGUGUUCUAAGAUGGAACAAGGUUGUAGCAUUUGAAGAUAACUUAAAGAAAUAUUUUAAAGUUGAGGGUCCAAAAAAUUUUACAUUGAGAGGUUUUACAGAAAAGAAGAACAUUCCAGAGAGUAUUUUCCUAGAAGAUGGAACCUCAGUAUUGGCUCCAAAUUUUAAUGAUCCACAUUCACACAAAUUACUGUACCUGUUUUAUAAAUGUUUGUUAGAGACUGAUAAAGUUGGUAUUGCCAGUAAAGUUUAUGCUCGAAACAAUCAGCCAAGAUUGGUUGCCCUCAUUCCAGAUGAAAACCAUCAAACAAUUUUAGUCAACCAAUUGCCAUAUGCUGACGACGUUAUCGCCACUUGUACUGUAGAGGCUCCUGAAAAAAAUGAAAGUGUUAAUGAGGAACAAACUGAAGAAGAAAAAGAAGUUUUUGAAUUUGUAAACAGUCUGAUGGUACCUGUAGAGGACUUUCACCUAAGUCCUCAACUAUCUGUGAAUCCUAGAUCAGCUCAAAUGGCAAUAAAAAUAGCCAAAAAAUUUUUAGGAAUAUGUGAAAGUGAAAAUGAGAAUUUAAAGUUACCAUCUUCAAAGGGUUCCGCUUUUGAAACGCGAUUUCCUGUUGUAAAAGAAACCAAAGAGGGUGAAAGAGGUGAAGCUGAAGCACAAGCUGAUACUAACGAAGAUAGAGAAGAAAUUUAUGAUGAUAAUCUACUAUAAGGUUUUUGAAAAUGUAUGUGUUUUUUUGUUUUGAUUGUUUAUUUUACUUUUGUAUUUUUUAAAAUACCUUUUACAAAGAAUUAUAAUUUUGUUUAAUAAAUUCUUGUUCUUUAGUAUUAUAUAUAUAUUUAAAAAUGGGAAAAAAUAUUUUCAUACGAAGAA
Messenger RNA from Agrilus planipennis (emerald ash borer), 1854 nucleotides. RefSeq lists its product as uncharacterized. The transcript is spliced from 6 exons. Bases 127 to 1692 code for a protein of 521 amino acids. Gene Ontology annotation, molecular function: telomeric repeat DNA binding; double-stranded DNA binding. Gene Ontology annotation, cellular component: Ku70:Ku80 complex. NCBI's taxonomy places the organism in Eukaryota, Metazoa, Arthropoda, Insecta, Coleoptera, Buprestidae. The record is from RefSeq and is a predicted model, not a curated record. Gene Ontology annotation, biological process: cellular response to gamma radiation; telomere maintenance; cellular response to X-ray.